AUGCCCCCAAUAAAGAGCAAUGUUUGCCUUGCCUCUAUGUCUUGUGCAGAUGGGUUUUCACCAGGGUUUCCCAAUUGUACCUUUCCUAAGCGAUAUGGGAUGCACAUGGGGUACUGGUGGACAUGUCACCCUGUGUCACAUCAGCAGGCUUCCUCAUCACUGCGGGAGCAGUGGGGAUGUUGUGCAGGCGGGGCGUGUGGACAUUGGCCAGGAGGAGCAAAGCCUUCCUUCCAGGACACCCUGUGCAAAGCGCCGAUCAUGGCCACCCGUCACGUGGUGACAAUCCAGCCUGGCUUCUCUGCACCCCCACAGCCCAGCAAGUGGCACACGGGGAUGUUGGACUGCAUGUCUGACUGCGGCGUCUGCAUCUGUGGAGCCUUCUGUUAUCCCUGCCUGGGCUGCCAGGUGGCCAACGCCAUGGACGAGUUCUGCCUUUGUGGCGGCAGCGUGGCCAUGCGGACGCUGUACCGCACCCGCUACAACAUCCCGGGCUCCAUCCUGGGUGACUACUGCUCGGUGCUGUGCUGCCCCAUGUGCUCUCUCUGCCAGCUGAAGAGAGAUAUUGACUAUCGGAAAGAGCAGCGCACCUUCUGAUGCUGCUCCCCUGCCUGUGAAGUCGAUGCUGCCCUCUAGGACUGUUUGGUUUGCUGUGGCUUUUCUUUGUUUUUUUUUCCCCAGUGUUU
Molecule: messenger RNA, 683 nt
Organism: Lagopus leucura (white-tailed ptarmigan)
Lineage: Eukaryota; Metazoa; Chordata; Aves; Galliformes; Phasianidae
Product: placenta-specific gene 8 protein-like
Exons: 5
Coding region: 1-594 (197 amino acids)
Biological process (GO): positive regulation of transcription by RNA polymerase II
Source: RefSeq, a predicted model, not a curated record